Hyphopichia burtonii NRRL Y-1933 is the source of this 1541-nucleotide messenger RNA. It is a transcript of the gene ANP1, whose product is annotated as Anp1p. Bases 201 to 1541 code for a protein of 446 amino acids. The transcript has a single exon. Gene Ontology annotation, molecular function: alpha-1,6-mannosyltransferase activity. Lineage: Eukaryota; Fungi; Ascomycota; Pichiomycetes; Serinales; Debaryomycetaceae. Gene Ontology annotation, cellular component: mannan polymerase complex. The record is from RefSeq and is a predicted model, not a curated record. Gene Ontology annotation, biological process: protein N-linked glycosylation; cell wall mannoprotein biosynthetic process.
GAUUUUUCGUUCUUUCUUUGGGAAUUUCAACAUACAUCAAAAGAGAAAAAAAAAAAUAGCUGUUUAGCCCAACGUCAGCACCGACACUCCACACAACAGCCCAUUCAUAAUAGCUUCUUUGGAUAAAGAGUAAGGUGAGUUCCAUUUGAAAAAUUAGAAAUUGAUUUGAGUGGGAUUUUGAUUCGAGUUAAGAAUUCAAAAUGACAGCAUCGUAUACUUCAUCAAAAGAUGCAUCGAUAUCGCUAACACUUAAGAAGACAUUUGAGAUACAUCGUACUAAGGUUAUGAUAGGAUGUAUUAUUACGGUGAUAUUGCUUUUAUUGAAACUUUUAUUAUUACCAUUUGAAACAUUAUAUACGCCUAAUUUUAAUAAUUAUCAAAGCGUUCAAUAUUAUGAUUUAGCUCAUUACUCCGGAUCCAAUGAUGGAUGGCAAAGAGAUGAAAGGGUGUUAUUCUGUGUACCAUUGCGUGAUGCAGCAGCCCAUUUACCAAUGUUUUUUGGACAUAUGAAAAAUUUAACUUAUCCACAUAAUUUAAUUGAUUUAGCAUUUUUAGUUAGUGAUUCAAGUGAUGACACUAUGGGAUCAUUGAAAAAACAUUUAAAUGAAAUACAAAAUAAUCCCGAUCCAUCAUUUAGAUUUGGAGAAAUAGAAAUAUUUGAAAAGGAUUUUGGACAAAUUAUUGGACAAUCAUUUAGUGAUCGUCAUGGAUUUGCUGCACAAGGACCAAGAAGAAAGUUAAUGGCUAGAGCUAGAAAUUGGUUAUGGACAGUAGCAAUCAAACCAUAUCAUUCACAUGUUUAUUGGAGAGAUGCUGAUGUUGAAACGGUUGCACCAACAAUUUUAGAAGAUUUAAUGCAUCAUGAUAAAGAUGUUAUUGUACCUAAUGUUUGGCGACCUUUACCGGAUUGGUUAGGGAACCAGCAACCGUACGAUUUAAAUUCCUGGCAAGAAUCGGAUGGAGGAUUACAAUUAGCUGAAAGUUUAGAUGAAGAUGCAUGUAUUGUGGAAGGCUAUGUUGAAUAUCAAACAUGGAGACCUCAUUUAGCUUAUUUAAGAGAUCCCUACGGAGAUCCUGAAGUUGAAAUGGACUUAGAUGGUAUUGGAGGAGUUUCAAUUUUAACAAAGGCAAAAGUUUUCAAAUCAGGAUCUCAUUUCCCAGCAUUUUCAUUUGAAAAACAUGCAGAAACUGAAGCUUUUGGUAAAUUAAGUAAAAGAAUGGGUUAUUCAGUGAUUGGUUUACCUCAUUAUGUCAUUUGGCAUAUUUAUGAACCUUCAAGUGAUGAUUUAAAACAUAUGGAAUGGAUGGCCUUAGAAGAAAUUAGACAAAAGGAAGAAGCUAAAAUUAAAAAAGUUUAUGAUAAAGUUUGGGGCAAAGCUUUUGAUGAUGUUCAAGACAAAUGGUUAAAAGAACGUAAUAACUUUUUGAAAAAUACUGAUAUGUCUCAUUUAAGAAAUAUCGAAGUUGAUUGGUCUGGUGCUGAUGAUUGGAAUAUUGAUGAAAGUCAAUCGGAUAAAAAAUUAGCUGACUUUAAUCCUUAA